GGAAUGCAAGUAUUCAGACUUUCGACACACGCUAACAUGAGGCAACAGUCGGUGUGGCUGCUCCUGAUAGUUUUUAUUGUGAUAUUAACUUACGUAGCUGACAAUGAAGUAACAGCUGCACCAUGCGGUGAUUACAAAUAUCCUCAUCAUCAUGAGAAAAAAGGCGAUAAAGUUAAGGAUAAGGAUAAGGACAAGGAUAAGGAUAAGAAAAAGAAAAAGAAAAAAGAUAAGAAAAAAGAAAUCAAGAAAGAUAUUGAAGACAUUAUGAAGAAGAUCUUUUCACGUUAAAGGAUGAUUGCGAAGCCCAGAAAUCAAAGAUACUGUAAAAUGUACUUAUUUAUGUAUACGAAUUAUUAAAUUUUAUCAUACGAAUAUAUGUUAAA
Molecule: messenger RNA, 383 nt
Organism: Leguminivora glycinivorella
Lineage: Eukaryota; Metazoa; Arthropoda; Insecta; Lepidoptera; Tortricidae
Product: probable mediator of RNA polymerase II transcription subunit 19b
Exons: 5
Coding region: 4-288 (94 amino acids)
Source: RefSeq, a predicted model, not a curated record